AUGGAUAAUUUCAAGCAGGUUGAUGGGCCAUGCCCCUCACCACCUGACAAAACUGACGGCCGCAAAAAGCACAGUAGCAAAAGGAAGACCAACAGGGAGGGCAGCAAGCAGGAUGCAAGCAGGAGGGACUCUGUCAAGGACGACGCCGACAACGAGGACGCCGAUGAGAACGCCAAAGACGAGGGCGACAACGAGGAGGAUGUGAAUGAGGACGCCAACGAGGCCGACGAGGGUGCCAGCAGGAACGACGUCGAUGGGAACAGCAGCAAGUCGUGCACACUGGCAACAACCAGAAGCGAGAGCGCCACGCCUGGCCACAGGAGGGGUCCAUGGUCAAGCACCGAGGACAACACGCUGAUGACUCUUGUUACCUUGCACGGCCCUUACAACUGGGUGCGCAUCGCCCACAAGCUGAAGUCUCGUACUCCCAAGCAGUGCCGCGAGCGUUACCACCAGAACCUCAAGCCAAGCCUGAACCGCACGCCCAUAACACCCAGCGAGGGUCGCCGGAUCGAGAGAAUGGUGGCCACCAUGGGCAAGUGCUGGGCUGAAAUCGCGAGGCAGCUGGAUGGCCGCAGCGACAAUGCCGUCAAGAACUGGUGGAAUGGCAGUCAGAACCGGCUCAUGCGUCGAAAGCAGCAGCAUUUAGAAAGCGCCAACGCGGUGAGGGCGGCGACGGCACCUGCAGGAGCACCGGCAGCGACACCGACAAUAGCGUUGGACAUGGCCCCGUCCCACGAAUUACCCGCCGUUCACGGGUACGUGAGUCACGAACAGCGUGCCGACCGAAACGCCUUGGAGUACCAUAGAUGUCCCCGUGUUCCGCUUCUGCCCGCUCCCCACAUUUCCGGGCCGGUGCCAGGUACCCUCUUGCCAUUUAUGCGAAUCAACGGCCAGGGCCAGCAGUUGCUUCCAUGGACAGGCAACCAUCAGCCGCUGUCACCGUCACCGCAUGAGUCGGAGCAGGAGAGAACCGAGUCGGACGCGGGCUCCCCUUCCAACUACACGACUGAACCUCGCCUCGAGCUCCCGCCGCUUCGGGAACGGCCAUUUCCCAGCGGAACGCCCCAGAGGCUGCCAAGCUUGAGCUCCCUGUCGAACGCAACAUCUGCCGCGGCCAAUGGCAUCAAGGCAAUUGGAAUCAAAGCCAGUGGUAUCCGGGCCAAUGGAACCAAGUCCGAGGUCAAGCUUGUGGCCGAGGCGAUCACCAAAGCCAAGGACCGAGUUGGGGACCCCGGAACGUCGCACCCCUAG
This is a messenger RNA of Drechmeria coniospora, 1254 nucleotides long. RefSeq lists its product as uncharacterized. The record is from RefSeq and is a predicted model, not a curated record. NCBI's taxonomy places the organism in Eukaryota, Fungi, Ascomycota, Sordariomycetes, Hypocreales, Ophiocordycipitaceae. The coding region runs from base 1 to 1254 and encodes 417 amino acids. The transcript is spliced from 2 exons. Gene Ontology annotation, cellular component: nucleus. Gene Ontology annotation, biological process: mitotic cell cycle; positive regulation of transcription by RNA polymerase II. Gene Ontology annotation, molecular function: RNA polymerase II cis-regulatory region sequence-specific DNA binding; DNA-binding transcription factor activity, RNA polymerase II-specific.